This is a messenger RNA of Fulvia fulva, 846 nucleotides long. RefSeq lists its product as uncharacterized. The record is from RefSeq and is a predicted model, not a curated record. The transcript has a single exon. The coding region runs from base 1 to 846 and encodes 281 amino acids. Lineage: Eukaryota; Fungi; Ascomycota; Dothideomycetes; Mycosphaerellales; Mycosphaerellaceae.
AUGGACCGCCACCUCGAGCCCCCAGCCGCCGGGACCGAGAGCUGGAUCUCACGCACUCACGAUGGCCUCCGCAUCGAAACGCUGGCCGUCGUUUACCUUCUCGCUCUCAGCGCUGCCUUGAUGGGCCUGAGGGCCCUCUUCACCCUCCGCCGUUGCGUCAAGGACAUGGCGGCCAAUCCAAGCGACCGUGCUCAGACGUACGCCGACUGCAAUGAGCGCGUCAAGAAGUGUACGCAGCGUCAGUGGUUCAUCAGUAAUAUUUACCUCUUGCAUGCUAUGGCUAUCUGGCUUGUCGAUGCAUCCGUCGGAGUCUGGGCUAUCUACAACGAUGUCGACGCGAACCCAGAACAGUACAACGCCCAGAUCUGGAUCGACCUCGCCAUUCACAGCGUGUCGAUGUUGGCCAUCUUCAUGGGCGUCUUCUUCAUCUUCCCACUCGGUCAAAUCAUGGUCGUGGGAUCCCUUAUCCGCCGCUUCGGUACGACCCGUGCCACUCUCGCAGACUACGCACCCGAGGUUCGCAUCUUGAGUACCCACAUCGCACAGCUCUGGGCCAUGCUGGGGUUCAUGAUUAUCGCCUGGUGGCCGGUUCUCGACCACACAUUCUACCGCCUUGUCAUCUGCGAGGCAGUCUUUGGCUCGGCUACUGUGUGGCAGCACAUCAGCUUCGCUUUCAACUUCCGCUCCGAGCAGUUGCAUGAUGUCGAGCUCCAGCCGCUGUUGGGUGUGCGUGAUGGGGUGAAGCUUUUUGGUCAACAGAUUGUCGCUACUCACACCAAGACUGUUGAUGGUCUGCCAAGCUACCAGGCAGUACCGCAGAGCUUGGACGGGAAGACGGAGCUCUAG